Molecule: messenger RNA, 694 nt
Organism: Owenia fusiformis
Lineage: Eukaryota; Metazoa; Annelida; Polychaeta; Sabellida; Oweniidae
Source: the annotation of a GenBank genome assembly
CGACCAACCAAAUAUGAAGCCUGCUUCUCUUAAAACUUAAAUUUGAAUCAAAGGAUAAUACGUGAUAUUUCAUGUGAGCAUAAAAAGGAAUAUUCAGUCUGAUAAAUGGAUCAUAUUUUUGUAAUAUACUUAUUUAUUACUAUUGUGACAAUGAAAGAUGUAAAUGGAUAUUGUCCCGUUACGCCUUCCAGCGACUGUUCAUGCUAUGAAAUGCAUUGGGCAAGAGAUUUGACAGAUUCACUUAACAGAGGUAUGAGGCACCAAUGUCUGGGUCAGACACCAAUACCCGGUGCAACAGGCAUUUUUGCAAGCCUUGCAGCCUGUGACAGUGCCUGUGAAGCAGAUUCUCUGUGUAAAACGUAUAAUUACAACUUCAAAACAUUGCAGUGUGAUGGGUGGGGGCACAUAGGUUGUACCGCUGACAAUUCUCUUGAUGCAUCAAAUUAUUGGUUCUUCCCAUCUACCCAAAGGACGGAAACUGUUACUUACUAUGACCCAUAUACAACAUGCUAUUGGAUAUCUGACUCCUCGGAUACUCAGUCAUUUGCCGAUGCUCAAGCAAAAUGCAAAGCCUUGGGUGGACAACUUGCCGAAAUUGAUCUACCGGAUGAACAAAUAUUUUUAAAACAUAAUCCACCUCCAAAUAAUGUCGGAUAUGUUUGGAUUGGUCUGUCCAAUGAUGCCAGUGUUCAUG